Paramormyrops kingsleyae is the source of this 1899-nucleotide messenger RNA. The record is from RefSeq and is a predicted model, not a curated record. NCBI's taxonomy places the organism in Eukaryota, Metazoa, Chordata, Actinopteri, Osteoglossiformes, Mormyridae.
CAGAUGCAGGCAACCUCUGGUAAGACGUGGAUUACACUGCAACUGGACACACGUACUGCACUCGCUGUGGAAGCACACAGACUACUGUGCAGUCACAGACACACUGUGGAUGUAGGAACUCAGACAAAGUUCACGUGCAGCAAAUGGGGAGAAGUGGAAAGACAGUAAACAAUGGGCAGGAUUAGAGUAAAAUAGAACUUUGUGAGAAGGGAUCAAAUGGGAAAUGAGGGCAGAGGUGGGGUGAUUAUGCAAUGUCACUGUACUAAGGAAGGAAAGACCGACAAGCAGGAAGUUACACUCAUAAAUCAGACACUAUUUUAGAUACUGUCCGAAACAGUGGAAGCAAAAGAGUUCUGGUGCAAAGCUGAAGCUCCUGGAAGAGAGACGUAGUUCAUAAUCUGAGGAAAAUCGAAAGAGAGAAAGAGAUUUAAUACAGAGAUGGAACUGAGUCGCCCAAAGUUAUUUGAUUUUCAAGGUGUGUCCAUGGCUCACUAUUUCACUGAUAGCUGGGACAAAGUGCAGAAUUUCAAGGCCAGACCUGAUGACAUUGUGAUCGCAACCUAUCCUAAAGCAGGUACAACCUGGGUUUCCCAGAUUNUGGACCUGCUGUACUUUGGAAAGUCUGAUCCUGGCCGCCAGACCUCCAUUCCUAUAUAUGAAAGAGUUCCUUUCCUAGAGAUAAGCGUCCCAAAUGAACCUAAAGGUGCAGAAUUGGCAGAAAAGAUGACCUCAGUUCCACGCAUCAUCAAAACACAUUUUCCUGUUCAGUUCAUUCCCAAGUCCUUCUGGGAACAAAAUUGCAAGAUCAUUUAUGUGGCCCGUAACGCAAAAGACAAUGUUGUGUCCUACUUUCACUUUGACCGCAUGACCAUGGUGCAACCUGAACCUGGAGACUGGCCCAGUUAUCUGCAGAGGUUUCAGGAGGGAAAAUUGGUUUUUGGCUCAUGGUACGACCAUGUGAAAGGAUGGUGGGAGAAAAAGCAGACAUACGCCAACAUCCACUACAUGUUCUACGAAGACCUUUCUGAGGACACGGCCCAGGAGAUAGAGAAGAUCUGCUCCUUCCUGAACAUCUCACCAAUGCAGGAGGAGAAAGAUCACGUGAUAAAAGAGGUGGCAUUCGACACCAUGAAGAAGAAUAAAAUGGCCAACUACUCCACCAUUAGUAUCAUGGAUUUAAAAAUUUCACCAUUCAUGCGAAAAGGAAAGGUUUCUGACUGGAAAAACCAUUUCACUGUGGCUCAGAAUGAGCAGUUUGAUGAAGUCUAUCAGAAAAAGAUGGCAAACACCACCCUCAGGUUCAGGACAGAAAUAUAGCUUGCAGUGUUCGAGUAAAAGGAUACUCAGGCUCAUGUACCUGUGCUGUUCAAAGGGCUUCCACCAGAUGGAGCCAAAGAUUUCCAGAAGCAGGAUCAGCCUGAAUGAACAUCACAGGCAAGAUACAAGAUACAAGAUACUUUUUUUGUCACAUACAUAGUUAUACAAGUACAACAUGUAGUGAAAUGUACCCUGAACGACCCUUAGACUGUGCAAAUCAAAAGCAGAAUUAAGAAUUAAGUCAGCAAGUUAAAAAAUCAUGAUUGUAAUAAACUAAAAGUUAAAAAAAAACUAGGAAUAAAAUAUAUACAUAGUACAGAGAUAUAUAGAAGUUGUUCUGAUAUAGAAAAUAAUCUUAAGGUUUAAACUGUACAUGUGCAUAUGAUGUUAGAACUAUGUAUUUAAAGUGCAGUGUGACUUGUUGCAGGUGACAUACGUGUAAAUAUAAGCAAAGAUGGAUAUGCAAUUUACAAAUUGUUAAAAUAGCUGGUUGGUGACAGGUAGGAAGAGUUUACAUGAGUUGUGUAUAUUAUGGAUGUAGUGGUGGCAUGUUGGCAUGUCUUGAUUAAAAAGUCGUACAGC